AUGGCAGCCAAACGAGAGCUCGAGGACCUCGAUGAAGGCGAAGUAUUAAACCCUCAACCAAAGCGACCAAAGAAACAAGGCGGCAAAACGCGACAGCACCAAAACUCUGGCAUCGACCCAACCUGGGGCCAGAAAUAUGUCUUCGCAGGAAACGGCCAUACAACCACGAUCCCUGAAGGAGAAGAGGACGAUUUCGAAGAUGAUUCAGAAGCGAUGGCAUAUUUAAACUCUGUCAGACAAGAAGCGAACGGAAUACCCCAUCUCCUUGUUGCGCCCAAAGUUCAAAUAGGACCCCAGCUCCCCCCUGAACUCCGAAACGACGACCAAGAACAAGACGAGCAAUCCAUCGACAGGACUAUAUACAGCAAUGGUAUCGGCGAUUCUCGAGGCUGGUAUGAAGACGGUGCAUAUAUGGCAAUGCCCGACAACGCGGCUGGAGAGGACGAUUACGAAGACGCCGAAUAUCCAGAUGACUACGACGAUGAUUAUGACGAAGAAGCCGCAUUGCAUGAAGCUUACUUUACAUCCGUUAUGGACCAAUAUCUCCGCUUACGGUCGAUUCUUCACGCCGAUCUUCCUUCCAACGCCGUCUCCCGUGUCGUAAAGGCCCAACUAAAAACCGAUGCACCUGCGGAAAACCAAUCCGCUGUGAUAGCUACAUGGUCACGACUCCUUCGCGAAACCGAUCCCCACCCACUUCAAGUCGCCCUUAUGUCCAAAGACACUACACUACGCAUCCUGCGCAUUCUUCUCGGCGGUAAAUUCCUUCGUCAAGGGUAUACACUUCCAGAGCGUACGAGCCGCUGGAUUUGGGCACUGCUUGCUAGAAUGCCGGACAAGGGUGAGCUAAACUACGCCGAGAUCGGCUGGAUUCGUGACCUGGGUCGCAGAGCAGUUCUCCUGGGCCGGAGCUUAGCAGAGAUGGCGGCUCUGAGGGAAGAGUUAGCGGAGGGUGGACUAGGGGCUCAUGAAGCUGUUGAUGGAAGCAGCAGUGAUGAAGAAGUCCUGGCCGACCCAGAGGAUUUGGAGGUCGAAGGUGCUCUCAGCUCUGGGCAAGAUGAGGACAAUCCAACACCAGCUGAAUCCGAACAAGAUGCUGAGAAGACGCCCAAAGUCACGGAACCCACGACAAAAUCUCCGCCAAGGCCUGAUGCUGAAGAAGGUCAGAUAGAUGACGAAGACGAAGAUGUGGCUAUGGAGAUCGCGACCGAUUCAGAAGCCGAAGAAGGUGAAGUUGCUGCCCAGGAGCCUAAGGAGAACCUCGAAGCAGCAAAAGAACGACUACUCGCCCAGAUUAAUAACGGAGCGACAUCAGAAGACGAAGAAGAUCUUGAGAAGGAGAGCGCCAAACAGCGACUGCGAGCGAAUCUACGUGCAACUCUUAACAUGAUCCUGACGGUAGCUGGUGAGUUUUACGGACAACGAGAUCUGCUAGAAUUUCGAGAGCCAUUCGUCGGUAUGUAA
Fusarium redolens is the source of this 1464-nucleotide messenger RNA. RefSeq lists its product as uncharacterized. The record is from RefSeq and is a predicted model, not a curated record. The coding region runs from base 1 to 1464 and encodes 487 amino acids. The transcript has 2 exons. Gene Ontology annotation, biological process: spliceosomal snRNP assembly. Lineage: Eukaryota; Fungi; Ascomycota; Sordariomycetes; Hypocreales; Nectriaceae.